Messenger RNA from Vollenhovia emeryi, 4004 nucleotides. RefSeq lists its product as uncharacterized. Gene Ontology annotation, cellular component: mitochondrial inner membrane; nucleus. The coding region runs from base 1574 to 2800 and encodes 408 amino acids. Gene Ontology annotation, biological process: apoptotic DNA fragmentation. The record is from RefSeq and is a predicted model, not a curated record. Gene Ontology annotation, molecular function: single-stranded DNA endonuclease activity; nucleic acid binding; metal ion binding. NCBI's taxonomy places the organism in Eukaryota, Metazoa, Arthropoda, Insecta, Hymenoptera, Formicidae. The transcript is spliced from 3 exons.
CCCUCGGAUAAGUUGCGAGCAUUAAAAUAUAUAUCUAAAGACUCGGUUACACGAAUCGGAAGCUCUUCAUACGGAAUGUUCUUCGAGGAGUUUCAGAUCCACCAUAAUUGGAUGUCGGACACUUGUUUACACAAGGUGCAUUCGAUGCCAGACUACAUCAUCAAGAUACGUCUGCCCGACAUUAACAUUCCAUCUCUACCUCAUUCGUUUCCGCGGUAUUGGAGGCACGUAGACGUAAUGGGUACGCCCGGCUGGAGAAAAGGGAGGGAUGGGAAAUUGAAACCGCUAAAUGGGAUUGUUAGUGAAAGUCAGGAAUAAAUAACAGCUCCAGCUGGCGCAGAGGCGUUCGGGAUGUUCAGAAAGGGUCGUUUAACCUGCUGAAAUACUCCCUUUUACGUCGACAACCUUCAUCAGAGUAUUUAGUCGCUUUUACUCCAUAUACAAUUUCUCUGCAGUUACUCUUAUCAACGCGUGCAGAUCAUAUAUGUUACGGCUAACCGAAACGCAGUAUAUAAAUACGGCAGUUUCUCGUCUCCCUGGCUUUGUUAAACUUAAGCCGCGCCGAUAUUAUAAUGCAUGCUCUCCUGUACAUAUUACCUUUAUACGUCGCUUAUUGCUCGGAGCUAGAUUUUGUAAUAAUGAGACUUACGAGACAACGCCUGUGUUACUUACGAGAAUAUAAUGCUGAAUACCAAAACUUUCGAAAAAGUGAGUUUAUAAAAAUUUGUUAGAAAUCGAUUGAUUUUUGUUUCCUCUACAUUAAAGCGAUUUAUAUUCCACAAUUUAUAUGUGCUUCUUGUAUAUUGUAUAAUAUAAUUAACAGGAUUUUUCAAUUCCUUUUCCAAUUUUCGGUCUAAACUUCAUUAUUUAUGUGAGUUUAAAUGUCUCUAUGCAUAUCCCUCUGUUUUCUUUUUGUUAUAUUUCUAUGCAAUGACCACAAUCACGCGUUCUACGCAAUAAAAAACGGUAAUCAGUAUUUUCUAUAUAUUUACAUUCCAAUUUUUAGAAAAACAUUUUAGCAGAUAAAACGCUUACAGAUUGGUAACUAUUUUAAAUUUUAGUUGUUCAAAAAUGUUUUUGGUUUAAUAUAAAUCCUGAUAUUGCUGAUAUUAUCAACAAUGAGAUAACACUGAUGGUCAAGUAGUAGAUUGCUUUUUGAGAUAAAUGUUUCUGUCCUUUUCUCUCGAUUGCUGUAAUUUAAAUAUCUCAAGAAACCAGAUGUAAAAAAACAAGAAGACUGCACGAUGCGCGCAUUACCUGAAUACAUAAAUAAAUACUUCUUAAAUAAACACAGAUUUCUCGAUUUUUCCGUGCGCAGCUGACCCGAAAAGUUACGGGUCAGACUUAUCUGGCGUCCAUAUCUCAGGUAAUGUCUUCGUCAAACUGAAGGCAAACAUAAUUUAUAAGCGACGUUAUCUUACGAGCUACCGAUUGUCAAAUCAACAUCUUCGGAGAGAUUAUCUCUCUCGUGAGUGUAUAUCACGGGAAUUCACCGUUAAUCAACGAGUAUAAAAUAAACGAAAGAAAAGCGAGCGCGCUGUUGUUGACCGCGCGCAACCAUUCAAGCUUAAUCAUGUUGGUGAUUAUUCCGCUUCUUGCGUGUUACAUCACUUGGACAAUCGCAAAUCCGAUUAACCCGGUAUCCGGUGCCGUCUGCACGAUCUCCACGCAGUACAAAAUCGGCGACCUUAAGGAGCCUCAGCCGUUGCUCCUGAAACGGGAUGGCAAGCGUGCGACCAUCUGGUAUCCGGAUAACGAUAAUGGACUAUUGAGGAUAUUCGCGGGCGACUCCAUUUAUCUGGCAUGCCCGGGCAAAGAUAAUCACCUCAAAAACAGAAGUUGGGGCAACGAGGUCAAAGCAGUUUGCAUAGGAGGUAAGGUGUUUGACGUGAAUGGCGUUCGUGAGAAUUUCUCGUCCCUAGUUUGCAAAUCUCACACCGAGCACCAUGCUAAGUACACGGGCUCGCCACCUUGCCUCGACAGACACAGCCCAAUCGAGAUUGGUUUCAACGUGAGCGGCACCUUCAUUCGCACUAUUGAAUUAUGCCGCGACGAGAAGACAUAUAGGACGUACUACACCAAGUUCAAGAUGACGAAAAUGAUCGGAAGUUAUCAGAGGAGCUAUCCCAGACCACUCAGGUUCCUAGCAGGAAGGUUUUAUCCCGGGAUAGAUAUAGACCAUCUGUACAGAUUCGAGACCCAGCUAGAUACGCUCGCCGUAAUCCUGAAUUCGACCAAGUUGGCUGGAGAACGCUUGAAGAAGUCGUCGCAGUUUCUCUCCCGCGGACAUAUGGCGGCAAAAGCGGACUUCGUCUACGGCGCCCAGCAAAGGUCAACCUUUUGGUACUUGAAUACCGCGCCUCAGUGGCAGACCUUUAACGCUGGUAAUUGGAAUUCCCUGGAGGCCAGCGUCAGACGUUUUGCCGCCAACCGUCGUUUGGACCUCGACGUUUACACGGGGGUGCACGGUCAGAUGACCAUGGCGGACAUUCAUGGCAAGCAGCAACCCGUACAUCUGCACGCCGAGAGCGCAGUCAUGUCCGUGCCCAGGUUCUAUUGGAAAGUCAUCUACGAUCCGUUGAGCAAGCGGGGUACAGCGUUCGUUGGUCUCAAUGAUCCGUUCAUCAGAUUGGUCACAGACGACGUAUAUCUCUGCGCCGAUAUCAGCGAGAGGAUCAAGUGGCUAGAGUGGAGGCCGCGCAAUAUCAUAUCCGGCAUCUCUUACGCCUGCAGCGUCGCUGAUCUGCGAAAGGCGGUGCCCGCUGUGCCGCAAAUCGAAGUGAUUGGUAUUCUAGUGUGACGCGAGCGAAUCACUUUGGUCUCGUCGUCGUACGUAAUGCGCGUUGCAAGAAACUACCGAUAACCGCUGAUUUAUAUCAGCUCUCAUAAUUCUAUUUUAUAUAUUUAUACUUCGAAUCACCUAAUUACGUAUGAACCCGAUAAAAAAUAAUAUAAAGGAAGAAAAGAAGUAAGAAGCUGCUAAUAAAAAUAGUCAGAUCGCGAUAUUAUAUCAUGCACAGUGUAGAAUGAUAUCUAGUGCAAGUCUAACCGGCACAUCUCUAUAAGUCAAAGUGUAACGAUACUUCACUGAACAUACUAAGCAGAUACUUUAUCUUCGAUACCCGAGCGAGGUGUCGAUAACAGGAAGGCAACAUCUAUGCGUUCGUAACGGUGAAUAUAGACGUUAGCAACUUAUUGAAUAAUAUACUUUCGAAAAUGCACCAACAUUCGUAUAAUGUACAUUAAUCAUGUAUCUACCAAAUUUAUUUGUCAUUGCAACAAUAUUUUUCAUUCAUCGCAAAAUGGACAUAUCAAAAAGUACUAAGCAAUAUUGAUAUCUACGUAAUUUGGUACGAUUGAAGAGCUGCAUUAAUAUCCAAUAUUAAUUUAGUUUAAUAGAAAAUUAGGCAGAGAGAGAGAGAGAGAGAGAGAGAGAGAAUUUGCACAAAAUAAACCAUACUGGAGCGCGGUGACCUAUAUAUUAGUUGGCCAAAUGUCAAAAUACACCAGUGUAAUAGUUUGAAAACAAAUGAAUUAUUACGAUGUCAUGCAGAUAAAAAGCAACGCGAGAAUAACUUUUUACAUCGAGAUAAAUUAUUCUAGAAAACUAUUAUCAGACUUUAAGCCAAGAAUUAGUCAUGUGUGUCGACAUGUCACACAGUAUCGGGUAUUGAGAAAUUAUGUGUAAAUUCCGGACAAGCUGGCUUUAUCUUCGGGACAUAAAAUAAAAUUUAUUUCGAAAAGAUAAAAAUUUAAAGCGAUUAUCUACGACUUUGCACCGAGACUUGUCCCUCGCAGAAAAAAUAUUGCGUGCUUUUGCAGAUAAAGCAACAUGAACAGUGUGCAUGGUUGAAUAAGGGGAACAGCUUUUUCCUCGGUUUUUUUCUCCAAAUAUCAGAAUUUUAUUGAAAUAUUAUGUUAUUGCAGAAAAUAUGUGUGGAAUUUACUGCAUACCAUCGAAAAUAUUUGUAGAUUGUCUCAUAUUUUAUAUAUUUAUUUAUAUU